Molecule: messenger RNA, 3202 nt
Organism: Mesocricetus auratus (golden hamster)
Lineage: Eukaryota; Metazoa; Chordata; Mammalia; Rodentia; Cricetidae
Product: probable G-protein coupled receptor 83
Exons: 4
Coding region: 93-1493 (466 amino acids)
Biological process (GO): G protein-coupled receptor signaling pathway
Cellular component (GO): plasma membrane; neuron projection
Molecular function (GO): neuropeptide Y receptor activity; neuropeptide binding
Source: RefSeq, a predicted model, not a curated record
AGUUUCUUUUUGUGAGGACUUGGAAAGGAACUUCAUCGUCUGUAUCCUUUCUGGUCUCUUGAGACCUGUCAAAUUUUUCUCCCUAAACAAAAAUGAACACCUCUUUACUGUUACAAAUGGAAGGUUUCAUUGAUAGUCUCGGGCAAAAUGUCAGCUGUGUUCCACUCAUGGAGGAUCAAAGUUGCAAUAACACAAAUCUGAAUGCAACCAAUGUUUCCAGUACAGAAUGGGGAGGACCACCAGGAUCAGUAAGGAAAUGGUUAGGGGGCAAUCCCCACAUCAUGGCCAAGAUUGUGCUGUCUUUGGCUUAUGCUGUCAUCAUAAUGAUAUCUCUCUUUGGCAACUCCCUGGUAUGCCAAGUUUUUGUCAAGCACAAAGAAAUCAAGAAGUCAACAGGCCUUCUCAUCUUCAAUCUGGCGAUAUCUGACAUUUUGAUAAUCAUGCUCAACAGUCCAUUUGCUGUGGCUCGUUUCCUGACUGGACAGUGGGUAUUUGGUAGGAUCAUGUGCCAUGUGAGUCGCUUUGCUCAGUACUGCUCCCUCCAUGUUUCAACUCUUACACUGAUGGCAGUUGCCAUGGACCGGCACCGGGUAAUUCUGCACCCAAUGAAACCAAGGCUGACACACUCCCAAAGCCUCGUGCUUGUUGCCGUGAUCUGGAGUAUUGCAGUGUUCCUCGCUCUUCCACAUGCAAUUUACCAGAAUAUGUUCACUUUCAUCGGCCCGGAUGGUACUGAGAGGAGCUACUGCCUCCCUGCCUUUCCUGGACCCAGCGCAUUGGUUUCGAAAUAUGUGGACCUUGGGACAUUUGUCUUAUUGUACAUCCUCCCACUCAUAGUGAUUGUUGUAACCUAUUCUCACCUAGGAAAGAGGUUGUGGAUCCAGAAUGCUAUUGGUGAUGCGUCUGCUCGUCAACUUAUGGCACACUACCAGAAGAGGAAGAAGAGCAUCCGGAUGUUGAUCCUUAUUGUGUUGGUCUUUGCAGUUUGCUGGUUUCCACUUAAUUUCUAUGUGGUUCUUAUUUCCAGUGCAGGAGUAGAAAACAACAGUGUGCUUUUCUAUGCCUUUCACUGGUUUGCAAUGAGCAGCACCUGCUACAAUCCUUUCAUCUACUGCUGGCUCAACAGAAGCUUCCGUGCCAAACUAAGAUCUAUAACAUCUUUCAGGGUGCAGGCACUGUUUAUGUGUGGGAGCUCCCAGGUUCAGCAUAUAAAGCCAAGGGAGAGUCUUGAGCUUCGGGAACUCAAGACAUCUUCACUGUUACGAGUUCCCCUGGCUGUUCCAGAAGCUCCAGUAUUUGAGGAUCCCAGUUUGGCUACAGGGGAUAAUUCCCAGGUUUCUGUUCAAGGGGAGUGGGAAGAGCCAGAUCCCUCCCCAGAUGAGCAGGCAGCAGCAGUGGUGGUGGUGGCAGCAGCAGCGGCAGCAGGAGCCGCAGCAGGGCCCUCAACCCAGGAUGCUUACUUUUGCAUCCACAUGCAGACUAGCAGUCACUAAGCUGAGCACCCAUUUUACCCAUAGGAAUCUUGUUUAAUGAGUACUUUGGCACAGACAAUUUAGUCAGAGAUGGCAUAGCCUAUAACUUAGAUGUUGAGUAGAGUGUUUUACUAUCAUGUGCACCCUCACAGAUCCAUCUCUUUGAAUCUUGUUAUGGUUUGAGUCUCAGAUCUGGCAUCAGAACUCUACUUGAUAAGUCCACUGUGCCAUAAUGUGGAUAACUUACUGUGCCAGACCCUGAAGGAACUUGUUGAUUUACUUACCUAACUUACUUUGCAGAUGAAUUUAUAAGAACUAGAUUUCCUGAGAAAGAUUCUUUCUUGGCCUGUGGUUAUUGCUAGUAGUGAUAGUGAGAUGGAGGAACUGUGAUUGAAAGAGAUCUGUGUAAAGAAUUUACUAGGAAGACUAAGCGCUAGCCUCUCUGUGCCAUAGGAACACCCUUUUCUUCACUGCCCUUGUGCACCGACUUGGUGCUCCCAUAUAAUUGCUUUCUGUGUCAACUUAGUCUGAGGUAAAUACUCAUGUUAAAGAACAAGAUAUACUCGUGAGCACCUCUGGAUUUCUAUUUCCCCACCUUUGUAAAUGUGACUCUGUAAACUCAGUCUACAGAUCUUUGAUUUUAGAGUGAUUUCCCCAGCUUCAGAUAUCCUCUCUUGUAUAUAACUGUGGACUUUAUCUGGAAGAACUACUUGGGUUUGUAUUAGUUAAUUUAAGUAGUGUAUACUGGCAUAUGUGUUCUCUGAUGAAUUUAUUGACCUUUCCUAUCAGAACUGGCCAUCUGAGUUGACUAUUCACUGACUUGUGGUCAUACCAUUCUCCCAAUAUUUUCAAGACAAUCAGAUCAGCAUCUCCAAUCCUCCUUCCAAACUAUUCCCUAUCAACUAUGAUUUGUUGCAUCUGACAUGACAUAAUCAAGUGCAUAAAUGCACACACAUACAUACACUUUUAUGUUAACACAGGUAUAAGCAUGUAUAUAUUGCUACUUGUUACCUCUCAUGCUAUCCACCUGCCUGGUGCUCUCACUUAUUUCUACCUGUAAAUUUCAUGCUAACUGAGCCUAGACAAGAUUUCAUGCCUUAAAGUGAAGUCUUGGAGGCUCUGAGAUUGUGGCAACGUCUUGCCUCUGGAAUCAGCAUUUCUUUACAGUUGGUGCUUCACUUCUUUGUUUGACUUUAUUUUAUUUUUGGAUGUUGUGUAUCUCCCUGUGAAAAUUGUACAGAUUCAUAACAUAAUUUGUGCUCUUAUAUGCUAAUUCCAUUCCUUUGCUAUUUCUAAGCUUUUCUCUGACUAUAUCAAGUUAUCACUUAUCAGUAGCCUUCAUUUUAUUUCCCUUUCUCAUAUACCCAUUUCAACUCAAUUCACUUUAAUUAAUAUACUAUAUUCUUUUUUAUUAAUUUUUUCAGUCUCACACAUAGGUGUGUUAUACACUCCCUUUCAGAAGUACCUUCAUAAAACACAACACUGGUUCUCUCUCCUUCCAGCAUUUCACCCAGGUGCUCACUUUUCCAUAUUUGUUUUUUCUGGGAUAUUUGAUCUUGGAUUUUGUUUGCUGCCUUAACCAGAAGUUCACAACUUCCUGUGCUGAGGCUCAUCAUCACUUCACUAAUUGAAGCCUCCUCAUUUCCGGUGCUUUGUUCCAUCAUAGACUCUAGUCCUUUCUUUCUGUUUGCUUCCCCUGCAUUGCUUUCUUUCUCCCCCACUUCCUCUCA